This is a messenger RNA of Clonostachys rhizophaga, 2310 nucleotides long. NCBI's taxonomy places the organism in Eukaryota, Fungi, Ascomycota, Sordariomycetes, Hypocreales, Bionectriaceae. The record is from the annotation of a GenBank genome assembly.
AUGACCCUUACAUCGAGGAAAACGAAGUAUAGGGUCCAGGACUUGCUGUAUGAGCUUGUGGAACAAGACCAGUCCCUACCGAACUCGACGCAGGAAACAGCGCAGUUUCUCGAAAGCGCCCUAUCUGGUUACCCCUCGAAACGCCGCUCGGACAUCCUCAAACGACUUGUCGUAGAUGAGUCUCCCAAAGUCGAAGCCGUGACUCGCCUUGCCCGCUCCACGCUACCAAAGUCUAAGAAGCGCGAACUGGACCAGCAAAUUCGAGAUAAGCAGAACCAGAAACGCGUCGCCGAGCUUGACAAUGCCUGGGGCGGAAACGAUAAUUGGCUGCCGGUCGAGUUUCGCCCGUCGAAGAAUUACAAUGAGCAAGUGAGAGACACUGAGCAAAUCAAGUCGAUUUGGUCCAUUACCAAGCUUGCGCUACACCACGGCAUCGAGCUCUCUUCGCUAUGGGCAGAGGGAGGUCUCUUGCGCGAGGCCACCGAAGCUGGACUAGCUGAAACCAGAAUUCUGACCAGGUCUGGUGCCCGAAACGCUUGCAAAGCUUUCCGGGACCGUUUGAAAGCUCCGGAUAACGAGGAACUUGAUCAAAUGCGAGUCGUUGAUAAAAGUGGUUCGGCUCAAAUGGUCACAGGGUCUGAUGGUGAGGACGAGCAAGAGGAUACAAGUCUCAUUUCCAGAUCCCCCGAAGUGGGACGGCGAUAUUCAGAGCAGGCUCGGUUCAGCCCCGACGAAAGCCCAUGUUUUCUCGAUGAACCCACCUCACCUCAGAUUGACUUGGGAGACUAUAGUGAGGAUCUAUCAGUCGAUGCAGACUACCCAGAGAGCUCGAGGGCACCCCGUGACCAGGAGGAUAUCAAGAUUGUGGAUGGCGGUGGCCGCACCGAAGUCGAGACGAACGCAUAUACACAGAUCAAGUCCUCGACAAGCAUGCUCACCGACGAUGUGAUGAGGCAUUUCGCAGCACUUUUCGAUCAGCAGCAGCUCUCUGACUCUGGCGAAACCGGCCUUGGGAUCUCGCGAUCUGUACCUGGAACCGAGGGAGCCGCCAAAAUCCGGGUCGUGGACCCUCUCUGGUUUGAGCCAGCGAGAGAGAACCUGCCAGGUCACCUGCGCCUCAAGCCCGGAGAGACGCUGCUACUUCCCGUUCACCACAGGACCGCCAUUCACUGGACCCUUGUCCUGGCGGCCAUCACCAGCACUUCGAUCCACACUACACACUUUGACUCUCUUGAAGAGGGUCGUCGCGACCGCUGCUUGCAUUUUUGCAAACGGUUGGAGAAAUGGGUCUCUGAUGUCCAAGGGUUAUCUUUACCAGUAGAAUACACUAUUCACGAGGAUUCCCCAUUGCAGCAUGACGCACACAAUUGUGGUGUGUUCGUACUUGGAAUCAUGCGUCGCAUCCUCAGUAAACGACCCCCACCAAAAGAGAUGGACGCUGCGGACGAACGUUACGCUCUCCUCGGCAUCUUGAUUGACAGCAUACAAAAACGACGAGAGACCACGAAGACGUUGCACGCAUCAACCGAUGAUGACCCUCGGCCUACCGCCAAUGAACCGGUCGUGAAAGAUGAAUUGCCUACUAUCGUACCGGAGCCCAUUGAAAGCGCGGAAGCUCAGAAGAGGAAAGCAGAUUCAGACACGUUGGCAUCGCCUGCGCACAAGAAACAACGCCUCAAAUCCCCUAUCACGCCAAAAAGAGAAGGCGCCCCGAUCAAGCCAAAAGACCUUGUUGACAUUGAUAUGGCAGCGAUUCUCGUUGAUCCACAAACAAGGUCGCGCUACAUCAGAAAGACCCAAGAUGAUUUUGAGCGCCAUUGUGAUAUCAUACGACAACUCGAGUCGAGUGUUUCCGACGCGCGGGCACUUGAGGCCGAUGUGCUCUUGGCGGCUCGCAAUGCUGCACAUCUUCGUAUCCAGGCCCACGAGGGUACAUGCCGGGCCAUCAAGGAGUCGUCCUUGAUUCAGCCCCUGCGCGCACUGCGCGCUCUGCAUCCAUCGACAGAAGCAAAUACUGCCUUAGCGAAGUACAUUUCGACUUUCGAGUCCCUGGCGACCCAAGCUUUGGGAUGCUACGACAUGGAGGGCCGUCAGGCUAGCACGGCAAAGGACGUCCAAGAUACCUACUAUGCGCAACUCCGAGAAAGUGAGCUCAAGGCGAUGGAACAGGAACUUUGGACAAGGCGGGUGGAGGCUGCCAGGCUAGAGGGACAGUUGAGUAUACUGGUGAACUCGGAGAAAGCGAGAGAUGUGAAACAAGUCAUGCUGAAGCUGGAUCGGGACGCUCUCCAGCGCAUCCAAGACUCAUAA